CCAUUGAAUAACACAGUGUUUAUGUCUCUGUGUCCCUCAGCCCAGGAAGCGAUGGAGGUCUCCUGCUCUCCUGUCAUUAUAGACAACACCAACAUGCAGGGCUGGGAGAUGAAACCCUACGUGGCUAUGGCCCUGAGGUAUAACUACAAGGUUUUGUUCCGGGAGCCUGGUACCUGGUGGAAGAACAAACCCAGGGAAUUGGAGAGACGUACUAGGCACAGUGUUAAAGCAGAGAAGAUCCGUCGAAUGAUGGAUAAUUAUGAUCGUCACGUGACCAUUCACUCCAUCAUGGGGAGCUCUCGCCCCAAACUACCACCGCAUCAGGAGGCCAAACUACCCCCCCAACAGGACCCAAGCCCACCCCAUCAGGAGGCCAAACUACCCCCCCAUCAGGACCCAAGCCCACCCCAUCAGGAGGCCAAACUACCCCCCCCAUCAGGAGGCCAAACUACCCCCCCAACAGGACCCAAGCCCACCCCAUCAGGAGGCCAAACUACCCCCCCAUCAGGAGGCCAAACUACCCCCCCAUCAGGAGGCCAAACUACCCCCCAUCAGGAGGCCAAACUACCCCCCAACAGGACCCAAGCCCACCCCAUCAGGAGGCCAAACUACCCCCCCAUCAGGACCCAAGCCCACCCCAUCAGGAGGCCAAACUACCCCCCCCAUCAGGAGGCCAAACUACCCCCCCAACAGGACCCAAGCCCACCCCAUCAGGAGGCCAAACUACCCCCCCAUCAGGAGGCCAAACUACCCCCCCAUCAGGAGGCCAAACUACCCCCCCAUCAGGAGGCCAAACUACCCCCCCAACAGGACCCAAGCCCACCCCAUCAGGAGGCCAAACUACCCCCCCAUCAGGAGGCCAAACUACCCCCCCAUCAGGAGGCCAAACUACCCCCCCAUCAGGAGGCCAAACUACCCCCCCAACAGGACCCAAGCCCACCCCAUCAGGAGGCCAAACUACCCCCAAACAGGACCCAAGCCCAACCCAUCAGGAGGCCAAACUACCCCCCAACAGGACCCAAGCCCACCCCAUCAGGAGGCCAAACUACCCCCCCCAUCAGGAGGCCAAACUACCCCCCCAACAGGACCCAAGCCCACCCCAUCAGGAGGCCAAACUACCCCCCCAUCAGGAGGCCAAACUACCCCCAACAGGACCCAAGCCCACCCCAUCAGGAGGCCAAACUACCCCCCAUCAGGACCCAAGCCCACCCCAUCAGGAGGCCCAAGUCCUCAGACAAGGCCCUCCGCGACCUGGUAGGAGAGCAGCGAUUGGUCCAGGGCUCUGAGAGGUCCUGCCCCCAGCUCUUCUCCUCGCUUCCUGACGUGUCGUCGGUCGGCCUCUCCGGGAGACCCGUAACCCCGGGUCACAGCUCUGCCCACGGGUCCACAGAGUCCCUCUCCCUCAGUGAAAAGCACUCGGAAAAACACGGAAUUCCGGACGAGGAGGAGGAUAUUCUUGAUUUAGGAGCGCUGGUCUCUGAACCGGACACACAGUUGCAACCGGAGGAGGACGAGGGGAAAAGGGGGGAGGAAGAGGAAGAGGGAGAGGGAGAGACAAGGAUUCCCCACUGUCUGGUGGGUUCUGUGUUUAGUGCAGAUCGCGACGAUGGUGACGACGAGAGGCCCGUGGCUUUCUCCGAGUCGAUUGGUCAGAGGGUGAGGAAAGAGAGGAAGAGCAGAACUAGGAAGACGGACUCUGAUAGGCUGGAGCGUGCUGACAUAGCGAAGGACGCUAGCCAUUCAGGGGUGAGGGGUGGGGGAGAGAGGGUGAGGCCUGAGUUGUUGGAGUUUGUUGGAGACUGGCCUUCAGAGGAGGUACUGGAGCAAAGAAGAAGAAGAGGAGGAGGAAGGAAUGGGAAGCGCCCUGGGAGGGAGGAAGAGGGAGGUGGUGAGGGGGAGGAGGCAGGUCCCAGAGGCAGCCAAUCAGAAGGGCUUCCUGGUAGCGGGCCUCAUGUCACAGAGUUCCAGAAGCUUCUAGAGCUCUUACAGACAGGUGUUGACUCCCACCCUCUGCCCACCUGCCCUUCCCCCCAUCCUCUCCCCCUUCUCCCCGAGCUCACACCAUUCAGUUGGAGGAGAAGGAGGAGAGAGGGGGGGGGGACGACUCGGGGUUUAGUUGAGGAAGACUUGGUGGAGGUAGAGGGAAGCCAUCCUGGUAAGGUAGAUCGAGGCCAUGUUGGUGAGGUCAGUCAGUGUACUGAUGCUAGUGAGACCAGGAUGGAAGGUGAAGUCGGCCAUCUUGGUGGGGGCAGUCAGUGUGCUGAUAGUGACAGCCAUAUUGGUGAGGGCAGUGAGGAAGCUGGUGAAGACAGCCAUGUUGGUGAGGUCAGUCAGUGUACUGAUGCUAGUGAGACCAGGAUGGAAGGUGAAUUCGGCCAUCUUGGUGGGGGCAGUCAGGAGCGGAAGCAGCAGCAGCAGAGUCGCAGGGCGGGGAAACAGUGCAAACUGGCACUCACCUUCACAAACAACACCCCUCCCUCCCCCAAACCACAGAUAGACCUCGCCCCUGACCUUGACCCUGACCUUGACCCUAAUCUCGACUCUGACCUUGCCCCUAAUCUCGACUCUGACCUCGCCCCUAAUCUCGACUCUGACCUUGCCCCUAAUCUCGACUCUGACCUUAACCUUAACCCCGACCUUAACCCUGACCCUAACCUCAACCCUGACCUUAACCCUGACCUUGACCCUAACCUCAACCCUGACCUCGACCCUAACCUCAACCCUGACCUCGACCCUAACCUUAACCCUAACCUCGACCCUAACCUUAACCCUAACCUCAACCCUAACCUUAACCUUGACCCUGACCUCAACCCUGACCUUAACCCUGACCUUGACCCUAACCUCGACCUCAACCCUAACCUUAACCUUGACCCUGACCUCAACCCUGACCUUAACCCUGACCUUGACCCUAACCUCGACCUCAACCCUAACCUUAACCUUGACCCUGACCUCAACCCUAACCUUAACCCUAACCCCCACCGCCCCUCCCCUCCUCCGUCAUUGGCCGACACAGAUCGCUCCUCCCAGACCGACCCGCAAGACUUCGCCUUCCUCUGGCGUCUCGACCACAGUCGUCGCGACGACCCAACCGACGCCUCGGGAGACCGCUUUCCCGCUAACGACACCCUCGUCGUUCUCCACGGCAACCCUUCCCGUUUCCUCCCGGAGGUAUCGGCUGCGGUCUCGGCGGGCGUCGCGGUUAACCCUUCCGGCCAGCGAGUGGUGCCGUACCGCGUGACGCACGAGAAGGGGAACCAGGUGGAGGAGAGGGAGCUGGAGGAGGGACGGACCAGGCAGCAGAACCUCUUCAUUCUCAGACGCCAUUUUAAACUGGUCAACAGAGAGACACUGGACGACCUCUAUGACAAGUGUCAGCAGGACCUGGAGUGGACCACUAAUCUGUUGCUAGACUCUGGAGAGAGACUGUUCCUAGAGGAGGAAGAGGAGGAUGAAGAAGAAGAAGAGGGUGAUGAAGAUCUGGACAUGGCCGAGGCUGUGUGUCCGGAGGACGGGACGGAGAGACGGAUUACACCUCCAGGAGAGCAGGCUUCGGCCUCCAGCUGUUCUGAUAGUGAGACGUUUGGAAGAGGGAAGGAGGAAGAGGAAGCGCGGAGGACAGGGGAACGAGUGGACGAAGGGUUAAAGUGGGUUAGCGGACCGAACCAUCCUGUGUCUCGGGGCCGGGGCGGCGGCACAGAGGAGGGAAACACCCACUUGGGAGAGCAGGAAGUGGUUCGGGACUCGGAGAACGGAGGGAGCGCGGAGCAGUGGGAGAAAUGGGAGAGGGAGGAGGAGGGAGACGAGGUGACCCAGUCGCUCCUAGCCCAGCUGGAGGAGAUGGAGAGGAGAGAGGAAGAGGAGGAGGAGAGGAAGGAGAAGAGGAGGAAGAGACUCUUGGAUAUACAGAAUGUUGAACUGAAGCUGCCAGCAGAACUGGCCCUGCAACUGGCUGAGCUGUUUGGACCUGUUGGUGUCCUACCAGGUAUGUGUUCCCAUGAUGACUACGCUGUGAAGAUGGAUCUCAACAUGGCCAAACUGCUGCACCAGAAAUGGAAGGACACUGUCCAGGAGAAGCAGAGACAAGCAGCACUCUCCUACCAUCUACUACAAGAGAGCUCUGUCCACUGGGGCGAAUCGCAGACGUCCAAAACCGGGCUCAGGGACGGGUCACGCCCGGCUCACUUCCUGAUUGGUUCGGACGGCUUUGCGUCUCUGAGCGGCCAAUCAGAGGCUCAGGAUGAGUUGCCAAUCGUGGACCACUGGACUAUGUCCCGCCCCCACGUCUCUCUCAGAGACGUCAUGGCUGAAGAACGGGCUCUACAGGAGAAGAUGGAGAGGUCUCGUGGAAGUGGUGUCGACAGGAGAGAUGGAGCCGCCAUGUUGAAGGAGUCUCAGCUCUUUGACCUGUUCCCCAGCAUAGACAGACACUUCCUACAGGACAUCUUCAGAGACCACAAUUACUGUCUGGUGCAGACGGAGCAGUUCCUGAGGUCUAUGUUGGACGAGGGCCCUGUGAGAAACGUUGUGGCCCCAGAACACACACCACGUACACACAGCAAGGACCGAGACAAGAGGCGUGCAGCAGCAGCAGCGCCAGCGGCCCCUCCACAGUCCCUCUCUCAGUACCAGGAUGUUGAGGACCCAGAGUAUGAGGACUUCAGAGCCGAGGCCAGGCUCCAGAAAGGCAAACAGCUGGAGAGCUUCAGCAAGGCUGCGGAGGCUUACAAACAGGGACGCAAAGACGUGGCCUCAUACUACGCUCAACAGGGUCAUCUCCAUGGUCAGAAGAUGCAUGAAGCUAAUCACCGUGCAGCGGCCCAGAUCUUUGAGCGGGUCAACUCCUCCCUGCUGCCUCAGAACGUUCUAGACCUCCACGGACUGCAUGUCGACGAGGCUUUACUCCACCUGUCACAGGUGUUAGAGAGGAAGACCACAGAGUAUCAGCAGGGUGUGUGUGGGUCUCAGCUGUCAGUGAUAACAGGAAGAGGGAACCACAGUCAGGGAGGAGUGGCUCGUAUCCGCCCUGCCGUCACAGACUACCUCCACACACAGGGCUACAGGUUUACUGAGCCUAAGCCAGGUCUGAUGUUGGUGUGUCUGAACUGAGAUGAAGCUGGUCAUGUGACUGACUGUCCUUAUCAAGACACUAAUCUCUCCUCCCCUGGAAUCUACCUCUACCACUUCCUCUCUCACAUACACAAGAAACACACUCUCUCUCUCUCUCUCUCUCUCUCUCUCUCUGUCUCUCUCUGUCUCUCUCUCUGUCUCUCUCUCUGUCUCUCUGUCUCUGUCUCUGUCUCUAUCUGUCUCUCUCUCUCUCUCUCUGUCUCUGUGUCUCUCUGUCUCUGUCUCUCUCUCUCUGUCUCUCUCUCUGUCUCUCUCUCUCUGUCUCUCUCUCUCUGUCUCUCUCUCUGUCUCUCUCUCUGUCUCUCUCUCUCUCUCUCUCUCUCUCUCUCUCUCUCUCUCUCUCUCUCUCUCUCUCUCUCUCUCUCAUAUUUUAAUUAUUUUAAUAGCUGCCAAAGAAAACGUCUUAACCUCCUUUUUAUGUCUUCACUGUUGCCAGUUUUGUACAAUAUUUGUGUUUUUGAAUGAAACUUUAUCAGGAUUUUACAAACGAUGACAGGAGCAAGAGUUCAUUUAAAUUAGAUUAAAUGUAGAUAUUAAAUGUUGACUUUUAAAAUACAUUAACACAGUUCUACAUUUUAUAAAACCAUAAUCAAACUAAGUGUAUAUAAUAUAAUCUUAACGUGAUGUUUCUGUAAUGGUGAAUGUGUGGUGUUAUGUACAUUUUAAUAUAGACCAGUUAAUCGGAACAGUAUUGACCUUGAUAUCAGGGUUUGAUUUCUGGCCCGUUUAUACUUUGGAACAGAAGGGAUUUCUGGGCCGUUUAUACAUUAGAUCAGAAGUGAUAUCUGGCCCGUUUAUACAUUAGAUCAGAUGUGAUAUCUGGGCCGUUUAUACAUUAGAUCAGAAAGAGUAUUGACCUGGAUAUUGGGGUUUGAUAUCUGGGCCGUUUAUACAUUAGAUCAGAAGGGAAUAUCUGGCCCGUUUAUACAUUAGAUCAGAUGUGAUAUCUGGGCCGUUUAUACAUUAGAUCAGAAGUGAUAUCUGAGCCGUUUAUACAUUAGAUCAGAAGUGAUAUCUGGCCCGUUUACACAUUAGAUCAGAUGUGAUAUCUGGCCCGUUUACACAUUAGAUCAGAUGUGAUAUCUGGGCCGUUUAUACAUUAGAUCAGAAGGGAUAUCUGGCCCGUUUAUACAUUAGAUCAGAUGUGAUAUCUGAGCCGUUUAUACAUUAGAUCAGAAAGAGUAUUGACCUGGAUAUUGGGGUUUGAUAUCUGGGCCGUUUAUACAUUAGGUCAGACGGGAUAUCUGGCCCGUUUAUACAUUAGAUCAGAAGUGAUAUCUGGCCCGUUUAUACAUUAGAUCAGAAGUGAUAUCUGGCCCGUUUAUACAUUAGAUCAGAUGUGAUAUCUGGCCCGUUUAUACAUUAGAUCAGAAAGUGUAUCGACCUGGAUAUUGGGGUUUGAUAUCUGGGCCGUUUAUACAUUAGAUCAGAUGUGAUAUCUGGGCCGUUUAUACAUUAGAUCAGAAGUGAUAUCUGUCCGUUUAUAAAUGAGAUGAAAAGUGAUCUAAUUUGGAACGUAAUCUGAAGAAUGGGUGAUGCUCCGAUUUUAAAAAGUGAUUGUGUGAAGCCCAAAUUAUAUCCUAAUCCCUAUGUAGUGCACUAUCUCAUCUCAGUUAUUAAAUGACCCAGAAACACUGGCCCACUAUUCUCUCUAUAGGGAAUCCAAAUGGCCCACUAUUCUCUAUAUAGGGAAUCCAAAUGGCCCUCUAUUCU
Molecule: messenger RNA, 6840 nt
Organism: Salmo salar (Atlantic salmon)
Lineage: Eukaryota; Metazoa; Chordata; Actinopteri; Salmoniformes; Salmonidae
Source: RefSeq, a predicted model, not a curated record